Messenger RNA from Struthio camelus australis, 823 nucleotides. The record is from RefSeq and is a predicted model, not a curated record. Lineage: Eukaryota; Metazoa; Chordata; Aves; Struthioniformes; Struthionidae.
UCAGCUACACCUUCCGCGGCGACCCCCACGCCAUGUUCGCCGAGUUCUUCGACGGCCGCAACCCCUUCGACACCUUCUUCGUGCAGCGCAACGGCGAUGACGACAUGGACGUCGACGACGCCUUCACCACCUUCCACAUGGGCGGCUUCGGCAACGUCGCCUUCCCCCGCUCGCGCGGCGCCCAGGAGGGCGUCUGCCGCAAGCAGGAUCCCCCCGUCCUCUACGAUCUCAAGGUCUCCCUGGAGGAAGUUUACACCGGCUGCACCAAAAAGAUGAAGAUCUCCCACAAGCGCCUCAAUCCCGACGGCAAGACGGUCAGGAACGAAGACAAAAUCCUCACCAUCGAGGUCAAACGAGGUUGGAAGGAAGGAACCAAGAUCACCUUCCCCAAGGAAGGAGACCAGACGCCCAACAACAUUCCCGCUGACAUCAUCUUUGUCGUCAAAGACAAACCGCACAACGUUUUCCGCAGGGAAGGCUCGGACAUUAUCUACCCGGCUAAAAUCAGCCUCCGUGAGGCCCUGUGCGGCUGCACGGUGAACACUCCCACGCUGGACGGCCGCACCAUCCCCAUGGUCUUCAAAGACGUCCUGAAACCCGGCGUGAAGCGGCGCAUCCCCGGCGAGGGCUUACCUUACCCCAAGACCCCCGAGCAGCGGGGCGACCUCAUCAUCGAAUUUGAGGUCAAAUUCCCUGACCGCAUUCCUCCUGCUUCAAAAACCAUCCUGGAGCAGGUCCUGCCCAUAUAGCGCCUCCGCUUUAAGGACUUGGCUAGAGCUCGAGGUGUGGUGGUUUCUUUUAUUUUCUCUUUUUCGGGAGGGGA